Hippoglossus stenolepis (Pacific halibut) is the source of this 2196-nucleotide messenger RNA. It is a transcript of the gene st3gal7, whose product is annotated as ST3 beta-galactoside alpha-2,3-sialyltransferase 7. NCBI's taxonomy places the organism in Eukaryota, Metazoa, Chordata, Actinopteri, Pleuronectiformes, Pleuronectidae. Gene Ontology annotation, molecular function: lactosylceramide alpha-2,3-sialyltransferase activity. Bases 436 to 1893 code for a protein of 485 amino acids. The transcript is spliced from 8 exons. The record is from RefSeq and is a predicted model, not a curated record.
UUCAACAACUUCCAGGCUUCCCCCUCUGCAGGCCCAGUGAAUGGCCCCAGAGCCCAGCUGGAAUACAGCAGCAGGGACCCAUCAUGUUAGCUGUACUGACUUCAGGCAGCUAGAAGAAUCUAAUCUUCAAUCUCAUCAUCAUCUUUACAAAGGAGCAAUGUGCCUGCACAUGUCUUACCUGAUCUUUGAAGUUGAUGUCAGCUCCUCUUUCUAAAAGACUGUUGACGACUGUGGCGUGUCCUUCCAGAGCGGCACGAUGCAGCCCAGUCCUCUUCAACUGGAAAAUGUAAAUUUACUAUUGUAGAUGUUAUUUAUUUAUUGUUUAUGCUGUACAUUUAUCUGUGCUUGAAACAUACCUCAUCGUGCACAUUAGGAUCCCCACCAUCUGCCAGAUACUUGUCUAUCACAUUCAGUUUGCCUUGAGUGGCUGCAUUCAUGAAUUCUGCAGUAUCAACGUGUCCUAUCUGUCAAUGCAGAAACACACACACGCACACACACACACACACACACACAGAGAGAGAGAGAGAGAGAGAAGAGGCACAGGCGAGAGACAGAUCCAAUUUGAUAUCUCUUUGUGCACAUGAAGAUAAGGUUUCAAAACGGCAGCUCACCACAGGGAUUUCCGCAGACAACCUGGGUACCAUGGUGACGCUGGAUCACUUGAGUGCAGAAGACACAGAUGACGACUCCUUGCUGUUGCCUGAGGCUGCGGAGGCUGCAACACCAACACCUGUCUGUCACAGGCAACUCGUGGUCACAAAUACCGACUCCAGGGAUUUUUUCCUCACCAGGGGUGAGAACCUUGUCUUCAGUCUGGUGCUGCUGAUUGGAUGCUACUCAGCCGUUCUGAUUCCUGCCUAUUUCCCCAUGGAUCAGGUGGCAACACUGGGCAAUGACUUUCAACAUCCCAAAGACCUGGUUUUACUAAACAGCUCAGCCACGCUGCUGUCAGGCCCCUGUCAGCCUCACUGGAGUCUGAACCACCUCAAGUCUCUGUCCUGGUCUGGGGGCCUCGUGGACAUCCCCGUGUUUGUGCAGCAGGACAGGCCCGUGACCUGGGAUCUGUCCCCUCCUCUGGGGCUUCAGGGCAGCGAAGAGCCUCUGGCCCUGGCUCUUGCAUCUCUGCCUGAGCAUAACCUGCCUCCAUCACUGAGGAGAGACGGCAGCUGCAAGCGAUGUAUGGUGGUGGGCAAUGGAGGGGUUCUGCACGGGAGCCAUCUUGGAUCCCAUAUAGAUCAGUAUGACAUCAUUAUCAGGUUGAAUAACGCUCCAGUGCCCGGCUUCGAGAGAGAUGCUGGUUCCCGCACCACCAUCCGCUUGCUUUACCCAGAGGGAGCGCCUCUCUCUGCAAAAGAGUACAAAAAUACCUCCAUGGUCGCACUGGUGGUUUUCAAGAGCCUGGACCUGGACUGGCUCACUUCUGUCAUCACCAAACAGCCUCUGAGCUUCUGGUCCAAAAUGUGGUUCUGGAGAGAGGUGGUGGACGAUAUCCCUCUAAGACCAGAGAACUUCAGGAUCCUACAUCCGGAGAUUAUUCGCAAGACGGGACAAGUGCUACAGAAAUAUGCAGUGAAACAUGGAAAAAUGGUGCCCACACUAGGUGCCAGCGCGGUGGUGUUGGCUUUGCAGCUGUGUGACCAGGUGAGCCUGGCAGGGUUUGGCUACGACAUGCAGCACCCAGAGGCCAGGCUUCACUACUAUGAGACAAUACGCAUGGACGCCAUGAAGGCUCAAGUGGUGCAUGACGUCAGUGCUGAGAAACUCUUCUUGAGGGACCUGGUGACUGUGCGAGCUGUGACCGACCUCACAGGCGCAUUGGGAGCCAGCAGCAUGGAGACCAAUCAUAUAGUGAACUCCACGUGCACUCCUCCCUCUCACUGUGAGCAUGUAUAGCGUCCUCCAUAAGAGGCUUGCCCAGCAUGGACUGACCUUUAAAGCGCCCACAGUCUCUGGAUGCUGCACGAAUCAACGAUUGUGGAGACAAAAAUAAAUGUAUGUUGUUUAAAAAUCAAUGAACUAUUUACCAACAGUUUCAAGAGUAGUUAUCAUACGGGUGAAUACUGUGUAAUCACAAAUCAGGAAAAUGCUCAGAAAAUGACUGGAUUUUUUUUUUUUUAAACGAAUACAAUGAUCCAUGUUCCACACUGUGCUAUUUACAUUAUGUUUACAAUGACGCAAUAAAAAGUGAAUAAGAAA